UACUCAGAUCCUGUUUGGGUGGCCCGUGCCUGCUUGGUUCCUGGUGUGACCUCUCCCAAGAUGCCUGAGCCGGGGAAGAAGCCAGUCUCAGCUUUCAGCAAGAAGCCACGGUCAGUGGAGGUGGCCGCAGGCAGCCCUGCCGUGUUUGAGGCUGAGACAGAGCGGGCAGGUUUGAAGGUGCGAUGGCAGCGAGCAGGCAGUGACAUCAGCGCCAGCAACAAGUAUGGCCUGGCAGCCGAGGGCACGCGGCACACGCUGACGGUGCGGGAUGUGGGCCCUGCCGAUCAGGGGUCCUACGCAGUCAUCGCUGGCUCCUCCAAGGUCAAGUUUGACCUCAAGGUCUUAGAAGCAGAGAAGGCAGAGCCUGUACCAGGCCCUGCUUCCACCCCUGCUGAGGCUCCUGGAACCCCUGGAGAAGCGCUGGCCUCAGCCACUGACAUGGAAGGAGGCUCCCCAAGUCCUGAAGAGCCAAGCUCAGCCACCCCCGAUGGCCCUGGUGCCCCUGAGGACCCCAUUGGCCUCUUUGUGAUGCGUCCACAGGAUGGCGAGGUGACCGUGGGCGGCAGCAUCACCUUCUCAGCCCGUGUGGCUGGGGCCAGUCUCCUGAAACCACCUGUGGUCAAGUGGUUCAAGGGCAAGUGGGUAGACCUGAGCAGCAAAGUGGGGCAACAUCUGCAGCUGCGUGACAGCUAUGAUCGGGCCAGCAAGGUCUAUCUGUUUGAGCUGCACAUCAUAGAUGCCCAGGCCACGUUUGCUGGUGGCUACCGCUGUGAGGUAUCCACCAAGGACAAAUUUGACAGUUGCAACUUCAAUCUCACUGUCCAUGAGGUCAUUGGCCCCGGAGACCUGGACCUCCGAUCAGCUUUCCGCCGCACGAGCCUGGCUGGAGGUGGUCGGCGGAUCAGUGACAGUCACGAAGAUGCUGGGACUCUGGACUUCAGCUCACUCCUGAGGAAGAGCAGCUUACGGACCCUGCGGGACUCGAAGCUGGAGGCACCGGCGGAGGAAGACGUGUGGGAGAUCCUGCGGCGGGCGCCCCCUUCGGAGUACGAGCGCAUCGAGGCAGGACGAUGCCCUCCUUCCCGGGGUAGGCUGGGGAGCCGGGGGCUAAGGGGGAGUCACUCAGCCUUUCAGAAGAAGCUGCAGCCGGCCUACCAGGUGAGCAAGGGCCAGAAGAUCCGGCUGACCGUGGAAUUGGCCGACCCCGACGCCGAGGUCAAGUGGCUUAAGAAUGGACAGGAGAUCCAAAUGAGUGGCAGCAAGUACAUUUUCGAGUCCAUUGGUGCCAAGCGUACGCUGACCAUCAGCCAGUGCUCCCUGGCGGACGACGCGGCCUAUCAGUGUGUGGUGGGUGGCGAGAAGUGCAGCACUGAGCUCUUCGUCAAAGAGCCCCCUGUGCUGAUCACUCGGCCCCUGGAGGACCAGCUGGUGAUGGUGGGACAGCGGGUGGAGUUUGAGUGUGAAGUGUCUGAGGAGGGGGCCCAGGUCAAAUGGCUGAAGGAUGGAGUGGAGCUGACUCGAGAGGAGACCUUCAAAUACCGGUUCAAGAAGGAUGGCCAGAGACACCACUUGAUCAUUAACGAGGCAACGCUGGAGGACGCUGGGCACUACGCACUGCGCACCAGUGGGGGCCAGGCACUGGCCGAGCUCAUUGUGCAGGAGAAAAAGCUGGAGGUGUACCAGAGCAUUGCAGACUUGACGGUGGGCUCGAAGGACCAGGCAGUGUUCAAGUGUGAGGUGUCGGAUGAGAACGUGCGGGGUGUGUGGCUGAAGAACGGGAAGGAGCUGGUGCCUGACAGCCGCAUAAAGGUGUCCCACAUCGGGCGGGUCCACAAGCUGACCAUUGACGACGUCACGCCUGCGGACGAGGCAGACUACAGCUUUGUGCCUGAAGGCUUUGCCUGUAACCUGUCUGCCAAGCUCCACUUCAUGGAGGUCAAGAUUGACUUCGUGCCUAGGCAGGAACCUCCCAAGAUCCACCUGGACUGCCCAGGCCGCACGCUGGAUACCAUUGUGGUGGUGGCUGGGAACAAGCUUCGCCUGGACGUCCCUAUCUCUGGGGACCCUGCUCCCACUGUGAUUUGGCAGAAGACCAUCACAAAGGGGAGUAAGGUCCCAGCAGGGCCAGCCCCUGAUGUCUCAGGGGAUGCAGAUGCCAGUGAUGAGUGGAUAUUUGACAGGAAGCUGCUGUGUGAGACCGAAGGCCGGGUCCGGGUAGAGACCACCAAGGACCGCAGCGUCUUCACUGUGGAGGGGGCAGAGAAGGAAGACGAGGGCGUCUACGUCGUCACAGUGAAGAAUCCCGUGGGCGAGGACCAGGUCAACCUCACCGUCAAGGUCAUCGAUGUGCCUGAUGCCCCUGCCACCCCCAGGAUCAGCAACGUGGGUGAAGACUACUGCACGGUGCAGUGGGAGCCCCCUGCCUACGAUGGCGGGCAGCCAGUCCUGGGCUACAUCCUGGAGCGCAAGAAGAAGAAGAGCUACCGGUGGAUGCGGCUGAACUUCGACCUGCUGAGGGAGCUGAGCCACGAGGCGCGGCGCAUGAUCGAGGGUGUGGUGUAUGAGAUGCGCGUCUACGCCGUCAACGCCGUGGGCAUGUCCAGGCCCAGCCCUGCCUCCCUGCCCUUCAUGCCCAUCGGCCCCCCCAGCGAGCCCACCCACCUAGCGGUGGAGGAUGUCUCCGACACCACCGUCUCCCUCAGGUGGAGGCCCCCGGAGCGCGCCGGAGCGGGAGGCCUGGACGGCUACAGCGUGGAGUACUGCCGGGAGGGCUGUGAGUGCCCUUGCCCAGCCGCUCCAAAUUUUUUUCCCCCCCCCCUGCAGGGGCUCAUGGAGCGCACGUCAGUGCUGGUGAAAGACUUGCCCACUGGGGCCCGGCUGCUCUUCCGCGUGCGGGCACACAAUGUGGCGGGGCCUGGAGCUCCUGUCACUACCAAGGAGCCUGUGACGGUGCAGGAGAUAUUUCAGCGGCCACGGCUCCAGCUGCCCAGACACCUUCGCCAGACCAUCCAGAGGAAGGUCGGGGAGCCUGUGAACCUCCUUAUUCCUUUCCAGGGCAAGCCCCGGCCUCAGGUGACCUGGACCAAAGAGGGGCAGCCACUGGCAGGAGAGGAGGUGACCAUCCGCAAUAGCCUCACAGAUACCAUCCUGUUUAUCCGGGCUGCGCGCCGCGCCCACUCCGGCACCUACGAGGUGACACUACGCAUCGAGAACGUGGAGGAUAAGGCCACACUGGUCCUGCAGGUCGUUGACAAGCCAAGUCCUCCCCAGGAUAUUCAGGUCAUUGAGGCGUGGGGUUUCAAUGUGGCUCUGGAGUGGAAGCCACCCCAAGAUGACGGCAACACAGAGCUCUGGGGCUACACAGUUCAGAAAGCUGACAAGAAGACCAUGGAGUGGUUCACUGUCUUGGAGCAUUACCGCCGCACACACUGCGUGGUGUCAGAGCUCGUCAUCGGCAAUGGCUACUACUUCCGGGUCUUUAGCCAUAACACAGUGGGACCCAGUGACAGAGCCACCACCACCAAGGAACCUGUCUUUAUCCCCAGACCAGGCAUCACAUAUGAGCGGCCCAUCUACAAGGCCCUGGACUUCUCUGAGGCCCCAAGCUUCACCCGCCCUCUGGUGAACCGCUCGGUCAUCGCUGGCUACAACGCUACCCUCUGCUGCGCUGUCCGGGGUACCCCCAAGCCCAAGAUUUCCUGGUUCAAGAAUGGCCUGGACCUGGGUAAAGACGCCCGCUUCCGCAUGUUCAGCAAGCAGGGAGUGUUGACCCUGGAGAUUAGAAAGCCAUGCCCCUUCGACGGGGGCAUCUAUGUCUGCAGGGCCACCAACUUACAAGGCGAGGCACAGUGUGAGUGCCGCCUGGAGGUGCGAGUGCCUCAGUGACCAGACUGGCUCCCUGGGGAUGGCCAGGUGCAGCCGGAUGCCAGCCCACGUGCCAAGAGCCUGGAAGGAAGCUGGACAAGCCACCUUCCUGUUGGACAUAUGUGUGCAAGUGUGUGUUUUGGAGUUGGGCUAGCAGAGCACCAGUGGGGCAGCGUAGUUAUGAGCAGACAUUGGGAGGGGGGGCGUGACUCCACACAGACUAAACUGUCAGAGCGCCCGCUGGAAGCUCGCAGAUCCCUGGACUUAGGAAAUGAUGGCUGGGGACAGGCCCUUCUGACCUGCCGUGUUUUCUCAGUGUGUAAGGGCAAUAAAAGAUCAGUGCAGUCACAGA
Messenger RNA from Vicugna pacos (alpaca), 4216 nucleotides. Lineage: Eukaryota; Metazoa; Chordata; Mammalia; Artiodactyla; Camelidae. The record is from RefSeq and is a predicted model, not a curated record.